UGUCAGGAGCUAACUGCGCCCUUUCAUCCAAAAGUUCUAAUGAGAAAGCAAAUGAAUGGAAUCGACGGUACGAAUUGAGAACGGAUUGUUAUAACAGUGCCAACGGUAACGGUGAAUGUUUUUGGACCUUCACAUACAGUCGACGAAUAAAUAUAUGUUUUUUUUUUUACAGCCAACCAUUAAUCUGCAAUUACCUACAUCUGCAACAUGGCUGCUAGGAGGACGCUAGUGGGAAAAGUUUAUUAAGAGUACUGACGUGGGAGAAGUUUUAUACUAAUCCAGUCCAGUGCAGCAGACAUUGUUGGAUAAACAACAUUUUUUUCCUAUCGCCUCGGAUUGAACAAACGAACGGAACACUGGAUUACCGAGUAAAUGCAGAGGAGUGCAAGACCACUUUCUCAAUAGACUUUACCUUCUAGAUUUGUGGUGCCCUUUUCAUCCAAAAUAGUGGUCCUCUCGUCCUGUGGUCCAUCUAAAAUGCAUUUCUCCAUUCCGGAAACGGAGGUUCGUUCGGGAGAAAAUGGAUCAACAUACGUGGCCUUCAACAUCCAUGUGAAUAGUGUUCUGCACUGUCGGGUACGCUAUAGACAGCUGCUCGGCCUACACCAACAGAUAAAGAAAGAGUACGGGAACAGCGUGGUGCCUGCUUUCCCGCCAAAGAAGAUAUUCACGCUGACGCCGGCCGAGGUGGAGCAGAGACGAGAACAGCUGGAGAAAUACAUGCAAGCUGUGCGACAGGACCCCAUGCUCGGAGCCAGUGAGAUGUUCAACAGCUUUCUAAGGAAAGCCCAGCAGGAGACCCAGCAGAUUCCAACAGAAGAGGUACCUCUGGAGAUCUACCUGUCUAAGAGGCAGAAGGUCACGGUCAACAUCCUGACCUCUGACCAGACAGAAGACGUCCUCGAGGCUGUUGCGUCAAAGCUGGACCUUCCAGACGACCUUGCUGGUUACUUCAGUCUCUUCCUGGUUCGGGAAGGAGUGGACGGGGGCUUAACGUUUGUGAGGAAGCUGCAGGAUUUUGAGCUGCCAUACGUAUCAGUCACCAGCUUACGGAGCUCAGAGUUCCACAUCGCCCUUCGUAAAAGUUACUGGGACACGGCGUAUGACAGUGAUGUAAUGGACAACAGAGUGGGACUAAACCUACUGUAUACUCAGACGGUGUCUGACAUAGAGAGAGGCUGGAUACUCGUUAACAAGGACCAACACAGACAGCUCAAAUCACUGCAGGAGAAGGGCUCCAAGAAAGAGUUCAUUAGGCUAGGCCAGACGCUGAAGUACUUUGGCUACAUCCAGUUUGACCCGUGCGUGACAGACUUCCCGGAGAAGGGUUGUCACGCGAUCGUCUCCGCUGGCAACAACGAACUCAACUUCCAGGUCAAGCUACCCAAUGAACAGAUGAAAGAGGGGAGCUUCAAGGUCACGCGCAUGAGGUGCUGGAGGGUCACUUCUUCUCAGGUCCCGGUAGCCAACGGAACAGCCUCCACCUCCCCCUGCUCCUCAGCCAAGUGUGAGGUGAAGUUGGAGCUGGCCUUCGAGUACCUGAUGAGCAAAGACCGUCUCCAGUGGGUCACCAUCACCAGCCCACAGGCAAUCAUGAUGAGCAUCUGUCUACAGUCGAUGGUUGAUGAGCUGAUGGUCAAGAAAUCAGGAGGCAGCAUCAAGAAGAUGCUGAGGAAACGUCCCAAAGGCUCCCUCCACCGGUCUGAAAGUCAGCAAGCUGUGAAAUCCCCCCCUCUACUGGACUCCCCUGACCCAGACCGAGAACAGAUAGUCAAACUCUCAACCAAGCUGAGCUCUGUGUCACUCAGAGGGAUCAGCGCCUCCAACUCGGCCAACGACGUCAGCGGCAACGAUUUCCAUGGCAACUACGCCUUUGAGGGGAUCGGGGACGAUGACCUGUAAUAUUCAACCCUCCUCCUCAUCCUCCCCCUGACUAACGCGGACCCGCAAAGAUUCCAAGCCGAGCUGAGCCAGGCAGAAAUGAGUUUGUCUGGUUCCUGAUUGUAGCCCUUCCCGAGGGUCUGCUACCAACCAUAUCUUCUUGUUCCAUCCUCUUCCUAAAAGGCUGCAUCCUAAAUGACACCCUGUUUACUUACGCAGCGCGGCACUUUUUAAGCAGAGUCCUGUUCUUCUAUCGCAGUGGUUUCUCUGACCUUUUUUGAACCGUGGCACACUUUAAUGGGAGAUUUAAAAAAAAAAUAAUAAUAAUAAAUAAAUAAAAAUAAAAAUAUUUGGCACGCCUAAAAUAUCCCUAUUAAUUAGUUUUUAGUGGUAAUGACCCUCCAUCUGAUCUGAAACUGCAAAUCAUAUAUUUUCUGUGACAAAUGUGUUUUAAUAGAUUAAAUAGGGUUAAUUUGAACUGUUUUCAUAGUUCCUUACUCAUGAUGGUUAAUUUGUGUGUACCCCUUUAAGAGAACCCAUGACUCUGCACUAUAUUUUGUAGUAUUUCUUGCUGGUUAAAUAGGUCUUUAAUUGUUAAAGGUUUAAGCUACAGGCUAGUGGUUUUCUGCAUUGUAGAAGUGCAAACACAGACACCAAGCCAUGCUCCAUAAGAAAUGACUGACUUUGGCUAAGCCAAAUCAGACUUGCCUGUACUAAUGGUUUUCACGGCCCAUUCUCUCAUUCAUCAAUCAACUCGUUGUUCUUAAUAAAUGUCAAUAAUAUUUAGGGAAGAAAAUCUCAAACUCGCAGUCUUAAGCUGGAAGUGGUUUAAACGAGGACAUUGCAACUGUCAUUUUGAACGUGUUAUUAUUAGCAUAAUAAUGGACAAUGGAUGUUUUGCACUUCUUGACCAUAUUCUGGACCAUGUAGCAGUCUAUAUAGAUUUACGUUGUUCUGUAAAAAAUGAGGACAUUCCGUAAUUCUAAAAGGAGCCUCGUCUUCAUCACAAAGUGUCAUUCUAAUGUUUUCUUUAAGUGUGUUGAUUCUGUCACAUCAGAAAUCAAAGGUACAAACCAGAUAACUGAUUUUGUAAAAAGGGUGUCAGAUCUCUCGCUCUCAGAGCUGGGUCUUCUUUAUUUUUGACAACCAAGACGAGACAGAAGUCAGGCAGAAAGGCUUUUAACACAGUGAUAAUGAAAGCUGGUUAACCAAUGAGCCGUAUCUGUUUAGAAGUGUGUAAAAUAAGUUGUGUUAUUCAUUUGGAGUUACUGCUUAGUGAUAUUACGUAUACACACAAUAUAACUGUUCAAAUUUGCCAAAAAUAGUUUUUCAGGAACUUAUUUUGAAGGGUGUAUUAGUGUUAUUGAUCUCCCCUGUUAUUCACACCAGCGCUGUUGUAGUGAAGGGUGGUGACUACAAUGCUCAUGCAUAUUUCCUGUAAGAUUAUAAUUUAACGCCUUCAUUUUGCCUGUUGCCUCUAGUCCACCAAAAUCCAGUGUUGGGUUGCCAUUGGUCAAUUUACCAACCAUGUUUCAGCCUUAGCUAAUGGGAGCUCGCCAGAUAGAUUCUUGCAGAAGGAGACGUUUGAUUGGUCGGUCGGUUCGGCUUGCACUUCCCGAACCAAUAAUUUUUGCACAGUAUUAUGCCGCGUUCACGUACUACUGGGAAUUAGGAAACUCUGAAAUGUCUGACUUGGUUGUAGUUAUACACGUGUUGCGUUCAACCAGUUAGCAAGUCGGACCUUUCAGAGUUUCCUAGUUCUGACUAGAACUUGAAUGUGGCAAUACAGCUGGACGACGGAUAUUUAUCAAGUAAUGUGGAGCACGAAAACAUCAUGGUCUUAGUCUCAAAAGGCACCCUAUUCCCUAUAUAGGGCACUACUUUUGACCAGGGCCCAUAACCACCCUAUUCCCUAUAUAGGGCACUACUUUUGACCAGCGGUAUAGGGAAUAUGAUGCCUUUUGGGACGUAGCCAUAGAACAUUUCCAAGGGGUUGUGAAACUCCAUCUGAUUUUUUUUUUUUUUUUUCAGCCAAUUUUUUAAGGUGUCUCAUA
This is a messenger RNA of Salvelinus namaycush (lake trout), 3935 nucleotides long. Its product is annotated as sorting nexin-17. Gene Ontology annotation, molecular function: phosphatidylinositol binding. Gene Ontology annotation, cellular component: early endosome. The transcript is spliced from 15 exons. Gene Ontology annotation, biological process: intracellular protein transport; signal transduction. The record is from RefSeq and is a predicted model, not a curated record. The coding region runs from base 478 to 1902 and encodes 474 amino acids. Lineage: Eukaryota; Metazoa; Chordata; Actinopteri; Salmoniformes; Salmonidae.